Molecule: messenger RNA, 135 nt
Organism: Funneliformis mosseae
Lineage: Eukaryota; Fungi; Glomeromycota; Glomeromycetes; Glomerales; Glomeraceae
Source: the annotation of a GenBank genome assembly
AUGAGCAUCAUGGAAGAAGAUAAGCUUCAUAAAACACUCUUGAUGAUAGAAAUCUGGGAUGUAUUGGAACUGAAACAGGCUACGAAGCCAAGAAACUCAAAGAAUAAUCGAAUCGCUCGUACUCCUCAUCCAUAG